AUGAGUCGAAGAAGGGCUGAAUCACUGAAAUCAGCGUUACCUCUUCCUGUUGGAAGUAAACCUCAGGUACCGGACGACAGAAAACCACUGCACAACUACAAGGACAGCGGUAUUGUUCUUUUAUCCCUCGCUCAAUCGCGUCAAGCAUGGACUUCUUCAAUAUUUACAAAGUUCUCACAUAAGCACGAAAUUGAAUAUAAACCACAUUUACCGGAAAAUACAAAACCAAAUCCGACGAUAACUUCGCUGGGAAAGUGUCAUAUCAAUAUAGGACCGCAUACUUUUUAUGAUACAAGGAUUUUAGAGGUGAUUUAUGAGAAAGAAGAGCUACCUGCUCUUCCUGCAUCAGUGCCACAACAACUCCAACUAAAUCCUGAACCAGAGUCAUCAUCGUCGAAACCGUCAACUUCUUUAUCUUCUUCAAAAAUUGCAACAAUAACAUCAGCAUCCGCAACUCCGACAGGUUCUUUGGUACAAAACGCGGAGCAGCAGCAAAGAUCAGUACCACCACCCACGCCAAUAUCAAUACGUCCGCAACCAAUAGCUCCGAAUAUACAAUUACCACCGCAACCACAAUCCACGCAACCUGUGGCACCUUUGCCUGCCUCGCCUGCAACUACAUCUACUACACCUUAUACUUCUACAUUCUCAUCUGUUUUACCAUCAAACGUGGCAGCAGCAGCAACAUCAUCAUCAUCACCGACGACGACGAGUACCACAUCAUCUGUUACCAAUGGAAAUAUUAAUCCUUCCUCUAAUCAAACUACAAAUAUUAAUACAAAUCCCCAACAAGCAACUCCACAGCUUACGUCUUUUAUGCAAACUGUUUUACAAUCAGUAAAUCCAACUCAAAUUCUUGCACUACAAGCACUUCUUCGGCAACAGCAAUCAGGCAGCCCUUUAAAUUUGGAACAACGUAAUGCUCUUCUUCAACAAUUGACUGCACUCCAUCAACUAUUAAGCUCCACUCAACAUCUUCAACCACAAGUCAAUGUUCCCGCAUCUCAAAUACUCCAGUCACCACAACCGAUUGCUCCAACUGCACAAAUCCCAACUCCAAUAGCGCCCGCUACAAACCAAACUCAAAUGUCGCGAACCCCGACUCAAAUUCAGCCUAAAACUAUGUUGACACCUCAAAUAUCAUCGGCUUCUUCUGCAUCCUCAUCAGCAAGAACAUCAAUUCUACUUCAACACUCUCGAUCCACCGCUCAAAUUUCCUCUACAAGACCUCAACGACAAUUUGUAAGGCAUGAAAUCAUAUUCGAAUUUCGUGAAAAUAAAUAUGAUCGUUGGAUAUUUCCAAAGGAUGCGAUACUUGAAGCCACAUCAUCAAUGGCUCCAUUUGAGGUUAUUGCUUCUUUCUAUCUUACACCGCACGAAGAAAAACCGUCCCGUCAGAAACACCAAGCUGUGAUUAUGCAACUGACUCACGUAUCACAAAACAUAUGGGAUGCGUUACGAAGGGCAACGAAUGAAGCAUCAUUGACCUAUCAAUCAAUGCUCCCAAAGAUAGCAUAUAACCCUCCACGUGUCUAUAUGCAUUAUCGAUUACCCUGCGAAUAUCCCGAUGAAUUAUUAGAAGCGAUCGCGCAAAGAGUGUCCAAGCUUGACGGUACACUACAAAUGGAGACCCCUGAACCACGACAAGUCAAGAAGGCUAAAAUUUCUAAACUUCCUGAAGCUUCCGCAACAUCGAAAGCUGGCUCAUCUUCCCCGAAAAAAUCUAAAUCAGUUCCAGAACUAACGGCCACUGAAUCAUCACAUUCUACACAUAGCACAAGUUCUGCGAAUAAGCGGUGUGCAUACUGUGGAUGCAAAAGUACUCCAAUGUGGAGAAGAGGUCCUGAUGGUGCUGGAACUCUCUGCAAUGCGUGCGGCGUCAAAUGGAAACAAGGCAAAAUUCUAAGCGGCACGAAUGCUACAGCACCCAGGAAUCGAGGAAGUGAAGUUACUGCAUCGACAUCUACUACCCAAAGGGGAAAAAGGAAAUUAUCCGUGUCGAUAAAGAAAUCCGGCACUUCUCAUAGUGAAGAAGGAACUUUUACGGACGAUGAAGAUCCGAAUACUGGUAACAAGACGCAAAAGACUAAUCGGGGGAGGAGAAUUUCUAUUUCGAAAAAAGGGACAAAUUCAAAAAGUGGUGAAUCUGCCAUUCAAGUAGGUUCAUCGUCUAUAAGUGGCGGUGGUACAAUACUUGGCGGUGAAUUAGCAGAGUCACCAGACCCAACUUCCCCCGGUAUCACUACUACUUCUGCUACCACCUCAAAUCUUCCUCGUGUUACCACCAACACUACGAUAGAUGCUGACCCUUCGUCGUUAUCAUCAUCAUCAGAAUAUCCAAUCACCCUAAAAUUGAUAUCGAUAGCAUUCGGUCCGAACAACGCGACCUUCCUUCACCCAAAUUGCUCAGUCGAAUUACACGAAAAUUUCAUCAAAAUAAAAUUAGAACGAGAUGGUUACGAGAAAACCACCAUUGAUAUCUGGAAAGAGAGUAUCGAGGAUAUUGAAUUCGAUCGGGAAUUACUAAACCCAGAUCGAAACGAAACUCUCGUGAUUCUGAAAUGCUUGAAUUCUACGACAACAAAGGUGGAUAGUAAUGGCACCACCAAUAUCGAAACUAAAGAAUUGAAAUCUGUUAUUCAACAAUGGUUACAACAAUAA
Messenger RNA from Ambispora gerdemannii, 2661 nucleotides. Lineage: Eukaryota; Fungi; Glomeromycota; Glomeromycetes; Archaeosporales; Ambisporaceae. The record is from the annotation of a GenBank genome assembly.